Molecule: messenger RNA, 3869 nt
Organism: Contarinia nasturtii (swede midge)
Lineage: Eukaryota; Metazoa; Arthropoda; Insecta; Diptera; Cecidomyiidae
Product: ATP-binding cassette sub-family G member 4
Exons: 14
Coding region: 513-2654 (713 amino acids)
Cellular component (GO): plasma membrane
Molecular function (GO): ABC-type transporter activity; ATP hydrolysis activity; ATP binding
Source: RefSeq, a predicted model, not a curated record
GAGAAAAGAAGCACAAAUGCGCCACUAAGAACUUAGUCCGUCGUAUUUUCACUUCAAUUUCAUAAGAAAAACAAACUUUUUCGUUCCACUAUUUGUGUUCUCAUUGUAUACAUGUUUAUUUCAUAUUUUUUCUGGACUUUUUCCAAAUAUCGGUUCACAUUGUAACGAAAACCAGUGAAUUAAAAUCAUUUUUUUUUUGCUUGUGAUAUUUUAUCAAAUAAUACAGAAAGACCGGAUUUUGACAGUGUUUACUAAGCAAGAUAAAAAAAGACUUUAACAAAAGAUUGACAUUUAUUCAAGAAAAAAAUACAAAUUCAGAAUCUGCGCUAAAAAAAACCCACAAAAUUUGAUGCGUUUCCAUUGUUGUCUUCAAUAAUAUCAAUAAAAGUAUAUAACCACUGAACCGCAGUAAAAAUGAAUUGAGUGCAUACGAUAGAAUAAUCAUUUAAAGUAGAAGACAGUGACUCGUGUGUGUAUAUUUGUUGUUUUGAAUAAAAGUGAUAAGUGCGAAUAUGUCGGUCAAAGCAAGAGAUGACAAACCGUCGACAUCAUCAUCAAUUGUGGUGGGAUGUUGUCAAUCAAGUUCAACAACACCAGAGAAUUCAAUCGUUGAUUACAUUGAAGAAGACCUAGAGGCACCAAACAAUAAUACCCUGUUCCAUGCAGCGAAUAUUAUUGAAAAUGGUGAAAAGAUACCCGUUGGCAUUAUUUCAAAGAAAAAGGCAUCCAUUGAUUUCACAUUUCCGAAAAGGCCAAAGGUUGAUAUCGAAUUUCAAGAUGUGCGAUACACGGUUAAAACAUUUUCAUUUAAACAACGUGAAUUUGAGAAAAAAGAAAUUUUGCAUGGCGUAAGUGGAAGUUUUCGUUCGGGUCAAUUGGUUGCAAUAAUGGGGCCAAGUGGAGCUGGAAAAUCAACACUAUUGAAUAUUCUCGCCGGAUAUGUCGAAACGGGUGUCAGUGGGAAAAUCACAGUAAAUGGCAAAAAUCGGUCGAGCAAUUCAGAGAAUUUUCGAAAUGCAUCGGCAUAUAUUCAUCAAGAUGAUGCCCUUCGUCCAUAUCUUACGGUGCGAGAAGCAAUGAUCGUUGCAGCACACUUAAAAUUAGGAUUUAGUGUUACCAAAGAGUACAAAUUACAACUUAUUCACAGCAUAUUGGAAUUGCUUGGGCUGGAAACGCGAUUCAACACGGAAUGCGGUCGUCUAUCGGGCGGACAAAAGAAACGAAUGAGCAUUGCUCUGGAGUUAAUUUCGAAUCCAUCGAAUGUUUUUCUAGACGAACCAACAACUGGGCUAGAUAGUUCGUCGUGCACAAGCUGUAUAUCGCUUUUGAAACGAUUAGCCCAAGAAGGUCGUACAAUCGUGUGCACAAUACACCAGCCAUCAGCAUUGGUCUUCGAAAUGUUUGAUAAACUGUAUGCAGUUUCACAAGGCAAUUGCAUUUAUCAAGGUCCCAUCAAAGAACUGGUUCCAUUUAUGAGCGACCACGGUUUAGAAUGUCCGAGCUAUCACAAUCCAGCUGAUUUUCUUAUUGAAAUCGCAGUUGGCGAAUACGACGUCGAUAUGAGCAAAAUGAUGGCAGGGGCUGUGAAAAAGUUCAACGAAGAGCGUGAUACAUAUUAUUUAGGCACAUUUAGUAGAGAUAAUUACAUCCUAGCCGAUGCAGGCGAAAAUUUUGAUAAUGGAAAGGUGGCUGUAUAUAAAUUUGGCACUGUUGAUAACAACAAUGAGGAUAUUAAUGUCAAACGAUACAGAAUAUCCCGCGGAUCCAAAGAUGAUGGCAGAAAAUUCAGAAUAAAAAAUCCAAAUGAACGAGCAUCAAUUUUUAUGCAAUUUUUAAUUCUCUUUGAGCGAAAUUUCAAAGCGAGCAUUCGAAAUGCAUUCUUGAUAUACGCCCGUUUAAUCACACACAUAUGCAUUGCUCCAAUGUUUGGAUACUUAUACCAUAAUGUUGGCUAUGAUGCCACACACACAUUCGGUAAUUACGUCUAUCUCUAUGGAUCCAUCUUGCUUAUUGUUUACACUGGGAAAAUGUCGGUCGUUUUAUCUUUUCCGUUGGAAAUGGAAACAUUAAGGCGAGAGCAUUUCAACCGGUGGUACAAUCUCAUACCGUACUAUUUUUCAAUAAUUCUAUUUGAAAUUCCUUUCCAGUUGUUGUGUACGUUCUUUUAUGUUUGUGGCAGUUACUUUUUAACUGGAAAUUAUCUGGAAAACUACCGAUUCGCAUUGUUCACCACGAUGUGUCUGUUGGCAACAAUCUCAGCGCAAGCAUGGGGUUUCUUUAUCGGCUCAACAAUGUCGAUUAAAAUUGCCGUUUUCAUCGGACCAAUUUUGGCAGUACUGUUUUCCGUAUUCGGGUUUUGUACGCGUUACGUGGAUAUCAAUCGAAUGUUCCAGUGGAUGUGGCAUAUAAGCUAUUUCCGUGCUGGUUUUCACGGAGUUUUAGAUACUGUUUACGGUAUGAAUCGAACUGAUCUAUGGUGUCCACCCCAAACUGAGUUCAACUACUGUCAUUUCCGUAAGCCUGACGUUUUUCUGCGCGAAGUGAGCAUCAGCGGAUUUGAAACUUACAAAAAUAUCUAUUUGAUGACUGGUGUCAUUAUUACAAUGCACAUAUUAACAAUUCUCACACUGUGGUUCAAAUUGAAUAAGCGAUAAACAAAAAAUCAUUAGUAUCAUAAUAGAUUGUCCAUAACGCAACGCAUCACAUAAAUCAAUUCCAUUGCACAUUGUUUAGUUAACGUAGUGAUUCCGAUUUGAAUUCAAACAAAACAUAAUUAUGCACAUUGAUGCAUGUCACAACAUAUUUUUAUGUAAAAUAUUUCAUGGUGAUAGAAAUUUAAUUUGUAAAAUUAAUUGUAAUUUUGAAAGCAAAUUUUUAGUGAUAAAAUUACUUGCAGCCUUUUGUGGAUAUAUCCACUAUAGUGAAAAAAGAUCUGAAAUCAUUUAAGAAAAAAAAUGUUUUGAAGAUAAAUGGAACGAAUGAUGCAAUUAAUUCGUAGUAGAUUCGUUCUUUUGUACCGCACAUUUCAUCCCUUAUAUGUAUUUUUCUAUUUAACGUAUAAAAUAAGUAAUAAAAGUGGUUGGAGAAGCAUUUUCAUAUACAGUACAAAUAUAAUUGGUUUUUUUGUCAUAAUGUUAUUGGCACUGCCAGUAAGUACUCGUACGAUUUUUACUACCCGGAUUAGAAGAACGCACGCUUCGUGUACACUCGGCACAUCUUCGCUGCUUAGGCGAAUAUCAGCAGUAGAAUUCACUGCGAUAUGGUCAAAAAACAUCAAGCAGCCAUAUAUGGCUUUACAUAUAUGUAAAUGAUCAUUUACGAUUCAUUCUCUUUUGUGCGAACUUUCUUUGACUGUGUAUGGCUGUGAGCAAACACAUACAUUAGAUGCACGACAGUUCGCAGUGAACUCAACGGCUGAUAUUCCGUAAAGCAGCGAUGAUGUGCCGAGUAUACACGAUGCGUGAAUUGUUCUAAUACGCGUUACUGAAGUCGUAUUGGCUUUAAACGAGUAGUACUUACAUUUUUUUUGGAGGUUUUAUCAUCUCAUGGAUCACAAACAAGUUUCAACUUUGAAUCAAAAGUAAGUGUUUAGUCUGCGAAUACUUCGAAUUGCGCAGUUUCAAAAGUAAAAAAAAUCCAGACUUACCUCAAUGAAACACCCAGUCGUUCGUUAAUUCUAGUAGUGUUCAGUUGAUUUUUCGAGAUCAAAAAAAAGAUAUGUCAGGAAUUUUAUGUCAGUUCAUCUGUUGUGUGUUUUUUAUUCAUCUUUUUUUUGUCGGUGUUUUAUCUACAUCGUUUAAAAAGAAUGAGCCGCAAAAGGCGCAGCAUUCUCCAUGUUUGGUUUUUGUUUCUCAUACAUUUUUUUCAUU